UUAGAAUCAUAAUGUGUAUUCAAUUUAUAUAUAUAGAUUUAUAUAAAAAUGGAAUAACAGAAAAAGAAAGAAUGGGUUACUUGAUGUCAUUUAGCCCGUUUGAUUUCUCUAAACAUUUUGCUUUUGGACUUGGUGUUGGAGUUGGCAUUGGUGUAGUGAUCAGAAAAGUUAUCAGAGAAAAAGCCAAGCAGAGAGAACAUCUAAUAUCAUGCUUAAAACAAUUAGCAGCUGAGGUCAGGCAACUCCGUGAAACUUUUAUAAACACUGUUGCAUCAAAUUCGAAACUUAAGCAAAUUAAAAGUGGGAGUGAUUCAAGUGAUGAAGAUGAAUUCUUUGACACAGAGAAAGGACAUGAUGCUGCAUCUGAUAAUCUUGAGGACUUUAUGUUGAAGGUGGACAGACUACAGGAUGGUUCUUCGGCUGACCAGCAAGAUGCCUAUAACUUACUUAUCACUAAAACAAACGAAAUACAAGAUAACUGUGAGUUGCUGUGGAGGUUGGCAAAAUCGCAAUAUCAAGUUUCCGAAUUAAAAGAAAAAGCGGGUGAUAAAGAUGCACAAAAACUAAUCAAUGAAAAAGGAAUACAUACAGCAGAGAAAGCAAUAAAAAUUAAUAAUGAGAAUUUCCGAGCACAUCAAUGGUACGCUAUACUUAUUGGUAACAAUAUUCAAUUUCUCGAAACAAAGGAAAAAAUCUUAUCAGGUUAUAAAUAUAAGCAACAUAUCGAAAGAGCCAUAGAACUGGAACCAGACAAUGCGACAUCAUACUAUCUGUUAGGAAGAUAUUGCUUUGAGAUAUUUAUGUUGCCGUGGUACAUGCGAAAAGCAGCAGGAGCAUUGUUUGCAAGCCCCCCAGAAGCUACAGCAGAUGAUGCAUUACAACAUUUUUUAAAGGCUGAAGAACUAAACCCUGGAUUCUGGACCGAAAAUCCUUUAUAUAUAGGGAAGUGUUAUUAUCACAAAUGGGAUUAUGUGAAUGCUAAAAUCUGGUUCAGGAAGGUAGUGCAAGCAAAGACAAAGUCUCCAGAGGAUGAAAAAGCAAGAGAGGAAGCCUUGGCAUUACUGAAGAAAUGCUGAUAAUACAACAGAUUCAAGACUUUUCCGUUAUUAUGGCUUUUUAUAUGUAUAUGUUUAAUUAACUAAAAAAGUAUAACAGAAAAAACUUUAA
Messenger RNA from Hydractinia symbiolongicarpus, 1167 nucleotides. RefSeq names its product regulator of microtubule dynamics protein 1-like. Lineage: Eukaryota; Metazoa; Cnidaria; Hydrozoa; Anthoathecata; Hydractiniidae. Gene Ontology annotation, molecular function: microtubule binding. The coding region runs from base 12 to 1076 and encodes 354 amino acids. The transcript has 10 exons. Gene Ontology annotation, cellular component: cytoplasm; spindle microtubule; mitotic spindle pole. The record is from RefSeq and is a predicted model, not a curated record.